AAAUAAUAUUAUUGAUCCUUUAAAAUUAAUGGUCCCCUCAAUCAACAUUCAACAUUCAUCAACAUUCCGGGUCCGUUUGUCAUGGUUUCACUCGUCACAACAGUUCCGUAAUAUAUACGUAUGUUGUGACACAAGGACGCUUAGCAGCUUGUCAACUUUCUGCACCGAACGAGUGAAUAGCAUACCAUUUAUUGGACUGAAUAGCUACAUACAUAUCACAACUAAUGGUCAUUUGAAACCCCUUUUUUGCUCGUAUAACAAUUUGUGAUAUCUCUCUCGGAAAUUGGUUUGUUGUGGUUGUCCAAUUGAGCUUUCAUUAUAUAAUUGGCCAUUAAAUUUCAUUAAUCUCAAAUCAGUCAUACUAAACAAUCAUCAUGUAGUUCAGUUAUAAUUAUCAGUUAAAAGAAAAACAUAGCGUGACCCCUUUUUAAGUGAAAAUCUUUAUUUUUAAACCAAACUUAUCUUUUCUUCGGUAUGAUUAGAGAAGUAAAAGUCACUUCUUAACUUUUUUUCACAAACUUCCACUAAUUUUGACUAAUAGGUUCUACUAAUGGUUUCACCAUUCUCAUUAUGGCACCCCCACUAAUCAGCGAGUACAAGCUUACAUUCGUGCUAAAACGCUUACUCGAAACUUUUGUGGGAGGACUUCGCCUCUGUUCGCCAGUGUCUUUCGUGGUCAUCCAAAUCCUCCUCUUCUCCACCCCGGCCCUCCUCGUCUCCGUCGUCAACCUUGCCGCCGGGGGGUCCAGCACGGAAUGGAAGUCCGCCAUAAUUCUGACGAGCAGUUUCCUCUUCGAUUUCUUUUUAUCCUUGGUCAUCCUUCUGCUGAAGAGGGGGAGGUCAAAUAUCGUCCAGAGUUUGCCCAGCCUCCGGGUGAGCGAUGCGAUAAGUGAGAAUGGAGGUGGUGAAAGUGGGACCACGAAUUCGACGCCUGGAGGGAUUCGACAUGAACACAUCACGUCAUUCCUGUCUCAGGAAGACAUGGUGCCCAAUGAGGGUUGCCACAAGCCAUCCACCUGGAUUUACAUUGCACCCAAUCCGACCUUUUCGAUAUCCUGUGUCGUUACUUUGCUAUUAUCGGCCCUUUCUUUCGGACUUUGUACGCCUCUCAUGAUUUCGGAGGUGAUUUCCCCAGUUUUGAGAGGCCUGGCAAUAUUUGCCAUGUGCAAUGCUCGUUACAGCUCAAUAAUAAAUUCUCCCUCGGAAAUUGUCAAUUUCGAUACGGUAGCUCCAGAAAAGAGGCAUGUUCUGUACCGCACGUUCUACACGUUGUUGAUUGGAUUGUCCUAUUUUGUAUUUGCUCAAAUAUCUCGUGAUCCCCUCGACCACUGUGUCAUGUCCUUGCUUGCUGGAAUUCUGGCAUUCUUUCCUCUCCUCUGGGGACUGGGCAUAUUGCCCGAUACGGAUGCCAUAUUUCCUUGGGCGUUGGGAAUGCUCCUCCUCAUCUUAGGUGGUACAUCACCCAGCUUUCACUACGCUGGGACAUUACUCAGCCUUAUCGUGGUGAUAAUCUGCCCCAUCAUCGUGUUCAUUGUGACACAAGAGUCAAUCAAAAUAGUUUUAGCAGAGUGUAUUUGCGGUUACAUAAUAUCCUGUGAUACGGGUCGACUAAUUGCUGUAAAGUCCACGCUGUGUGAGGAGACUCCAACAAAAUCCUUCCUUAACCAGCUCAUCUUCCCAUUUUUCAACAUUAUAGCCUCCCUGGCUUGCGUCUCAGUCAGUUGGCUCUACCUGGGUCAAGGGUCGUCCACCUUCGCGGCCGAGAUUACCCUGCUCACCACCACCCUGACAAUCACCUGUGUGUCGUGGGCCUUCCGCUAUUUUGCAAUGAGCACCGAACUGAAAAAUAAAAAGGUUCUCGUCCCGAUCCACAUCCUGCACGGGAGCGUGACCUUCCUUCUCCAUAUCUGGCUUACGAUUUGCAUCGAGCACGAAAAAAUCGCAUGGAGUUCUGUCAAAAUGAUUUCAGAGGAAGAGUCCCAAUCACUCCUUCGUCUGGUUCCAUACUUAUUGUCCAUUCGAGGAUUUGCACUUGCAAUUUCCGAACCGAGGAAGAGUUGUCUCGACUUUUCGGUGGCGUUUAUGCUGCGACAUUUCUAUUUGGAAGAGGCAAAGUCCUCCUUCGUCCUCCUCCUCUUCAUCUGCUCCCUCGUGACAGGGAGGAUUAAACGUUUUUUUCGAGCUUGGAAGACCUUCUGCUCAAUCUGGUACGCAUUUUGCAUUUCAAUCCUCAUGGGGUCGAAGAAAGCAAAGCUUGUGGUCGCGUGUCUCCUCCUCCUUCCGGUCUCCCUCUGGUCGCUGCUUGUGGCUGUGAUUGUGGAGGGAAUGACGCUCAUCCCGUUGUUCACGUUGCCAAUCUUUAUCCUCCAAUCUCCUCGACCUUCGACCUUCUGGAGCGAGGGCUGGUUUCCGGUGAAGAAGAAAAUUGCAAACGCAAAGAGAGGCGUGAUUAAGCAUGUCGUACAUGAGGUUGAAACGCUGGACUGGAAGAUUUAUGCAGAAAUUGGUCCCUUGUUGGCAGGAUCGCUUGGGAGGAAGGCACAUAUGACGAAAUUUGCUCUAGAACGAGGAGACGUUUUUCUGGCGAGAUAUGAAGAUAGACUUCUCUUUAUUCGGGUGAUAUCUUCCGGAUGGAACUUUGCAUAUUUACAAAUUAAAGGGCUGGAAAUGCAGGAACAGACUUCGUGCCAUCAUCAUGAGGCCGCAAAGGUGGAUGAAAUAUUCGACGCUGUGCUUUCCGAUGAGAGGUCGACCUGCUCCAAGCUUAUUCUGGACCUCCUAUCCCUCCUCAUCCUGUCCCCAAUGUGCUCCCUCAGCCUUCCCACCUACUCAGAGGCCAAGUCCAACAUCUUCGCCCUUUCCAUUCCCGAAGAGAAAGCCACGUUUCGCGACAUAUUUUCUCGGGCGUUCUCCUACAUGUGGAUAAAGAACAAUCCGGCCCUUAAAGGGGAGUCCUACCAGAAUGGAAUCACCUCCCGCAAGUCCGUCGUGGGAACUCAGAUUUCGUCCAACAGUUUCAUCAGUACGGGCGCGGCGGACAAUGCGAUUCCAAGUACGGAUGGAAAUUCUGGUGGGAGUGGUGAAAAUAGUGCGAGUUCGGCUACAAUGACUCCUGUCAAAAAUGAACAAUUUUCCGUGAAACAUGCUCUCCUAAAUUUUACAAAGCCAACGCUAGCGUUUUUUAAGAGGAUGGACUCCGCCGAUAGGAAGAAUAGUACAACUACGAUUGUGAUUCCAGCCACUGUCGAAGAGGCAGAAACUAAUGCUGGGGACCAGCCUAAUAAUAAUUCAGUGGAUAAUAAUUUCGAUUCCGAUAUGAAAUCGGAGGAGGAAGAAAUUCCUGAAGUUAUUAGAAGACGGAGCGUAAUAUCUCGACAAUCGACGAUACAGUCACAAUCAGAGUAUUCUAUGGGGCGAAGAUUUUCGACGACGACUCCUUUGCCGGCCAGACUCGUGGAUGUAGAAUCAGAGACCUCACAUCCUGUGGUUAACAAUAUUUCCGGGGGCGGAGGUGUCCCUACGGGUGGAAGGGAUCGUCUAACCACAAUCUGGGUAAAACUUUGUGUCGGAGAUGUUCUACCGUCAAACGCAGUGAAAGCACGGGUGGAGAAAAUUUGCAAUAAUGUGUGGGAAACCGUGGUGGGAGUGGACGAUGAAAAUGAGAUAGAAUUGUCUCAUUUUUUCCAAGAUGACUUUCUCCUCAAAUUAAAGAAACUAGCAGCUUCGCCGAGAGUGGACAUGGCGCAGAUUACUCUAAAAGCCUUUCGAUACGCGUGCAAACUGACAUUAGACGAAGUAUUCUCGACGACGGACUAUUCCUCAAAAGUCGUCACGUUUGACGCUGACAUGGAAGAGGAAAUUUUCACGCAGCUUAACCUAUUCGAACGUGAGUAUGAAUUCUGCUCACCACAAGAAAUUCCGUUUUGGAUCCAACAAAAUUCCAGUCACAUCAUCACCAUGCACAAAUCCGAGGAGAAAAGUGUCAUGCGUAUUUUAAACUAUGAACCGCAAGGGGUGGAAUUUAAACUUGGUCAAUUAGAUCAGUUCUCAGUUGAAGGAAUUUGGGCGAAUUUGAACUUGGAAUUACUCUACUUGACGUCGGAUGACGAUGAACGAUUUUCAAUUCAGAAUGAUCGAGUCUUGCUCAGAAACAUGAUGACCCAGUGUGCCAAACCCCCACUCGGAUAUCCCGUUUACGAUGCACUAUUUAGAGUUAACUUACACAAUUUUAAAGUAACACAGAUCACUUAAAAAUGAUGUGCUAUAAAUAUAAAUAUAUACAUAUACAUACAUCCGAGCUUCACUCAUGUAAAUGUACCCUGCAAAUAAAAUAAAUCAGCUCUAUGUUUUUAAUACAUUCAUAAUUAUCAAUCUAUAGACCUGCUGUAAUAUUAAUUCUAGAUUCGAUGUCAAUAAAGUGAAAUAUACUUCAUUCUUA
This is a messenger RNA of Folsomia candida, 4438 nucleotides long. RefSeq names its product pecanex-like protein 4. The transcript has 13 exons. The coding region runs from base 571 to 4251 and encodes 1226 amino acids. NCBI's taxonomy places the organism in Eukaryota, Metazoa, Arthropoda, Collembola, Entomobryomorpha, Isotomidae. Gene Ontology annotation, cellular component: membrane. The record is from RefSeq and is a predicted model, not a curated record.